AUGUCGGAGAAGGAUGCCUCCUCUGUCCUAUUCACUUCGACGAGGCGCCCCAGCCGGGCAUCGACGCCUGCCAGCCGCCGCGAGCGGACGAGCCACGAGACUGCCGAGUCGAGUGCCGCUGCUGGUGGUAGCAGCAGUAGCAUGACCGCCCCCACCACCGAGACGACGCUGGCCAUCGCUUCGCCCGACGAAGUCGCUGGCCACCCGAUACCGAGACAGCACGCGGUCGAGAACGCAAACGGGAGUGCCACGAAGGAGGCCAAGGGCUACCGGACGCAUAAGAUUCGCUCCAGUGGCGGGUUUCUGCUGCAGGAAACACUACGAGAUGCUGCCUCCCACGACGGGAGCCAGUCACAUCAACGACGCCAGUCCCGCCUGACGCCGCAAUCACGUCGAACGAGGGGAUCUCCCAGACCGUCAGAAAAGUCGGGUUCCAGUGCCGGCUACGAUGCCAACCUGCCGUACAAUGCCGACAGUCCAUCCACAGGGGCUGUUUUCCCGCCUCAGCACGAUGCAUCACAAAGCCUCACGGUCAGGAAGAGGCCCGUCCCAAAUGGAAAGGCUGUCGAACCAGUGUCGCCGCCGCGGGCCCAAAGCCAGGGGUUCGAGAUGGACUCGGCACAGAUUGUGAACAUGGCCCUCAACCUGAGUGAAUCCAGAAGAUUAGCUUCGAGGCGAAAUGCAUCAAACGCUGUGCCGCCUACCCUCGCGCCUCUACCCGACAGUGCGGCAGGAGGCAGCCUGCGACAGCACCUCAACCAGCAAAGACGAACCUCUCGCAACAUCUCUCCGCGGCCAGGUCGGGCCGCAUCGCCCCGCCUCCCAUCAGGCUCGAGGAUGAACACGCCUCUGCAAGCCUCUUUCGACCUUGGCCGUGAGGGCUCAUACAGAUACCAAUUCUCUCCCUCGACGUUGGCUCGAGCACAGAAGGCCAAGGAGCACCUGGAGCUCAUGGCACAGUACCGACGCAUGUUGGAGCUCGUCCCACCUCUGAAUGCAAACGCCCGGCGACCGACAACCGCCAGCCCACCAUCAUCCCCGGCCGAACUAUCGAGGACCUCUACACUGGCAAGCGCGGAUGGGAGCGCAAGGUUUGGACGGCCUUAUAACCCACUGCAGUACAUCCGCAACCGCAAAGUUCGAGCCCGUGAGCGCAAGGCCAUCGACGGCGAAGCUCAAGGCUUCAGCGACGUCAAGAAGGUCACGGACUGGGUGGAUAACGUGGCAAGGUGGGCGGCAACUGGACAGUCCAUCUUGCCUGAUGGUCCUUCGUUGCCGCCAUUUGCCGAUGCGGACAUGCACGCACAAGCAACAUCGCCUUCGGCCAACGUUGUCAAGCCCAAAAGACCCAAAGUGGACUGGCUCAUUGAGCCGGCCGAUAUGAUCGCCGAUGCAUACUGGCUCGAGCAGGACAACCACCUACAGUUGAUCGAAGACCGCCAAUGGCGACGAAUUUUUCCUCCUUCAUCAAACCUGUUCAGACCCUUGACAGGCCAAACAGAUAUGUCUAGGCCAGAGUCACUCAUGACAACUCACACACGGGGCUCGCUCGAGAUUCCUCUGAACCAGAGGACCGGAAACCCAAGACCAAUCAAGACGGAUAGCGAGCACUCCCACAGUAGUGCCCGAGAGCGAGCCCGCCAAAAGCUUCACGAGCUCAAGGGCUUGCACCAUCGACACGGCUCGCAUAGCCAUACCGACAUACGGAGAUUAACCAAGGCACCCCACUCGGAUCUCUCAGACAGCGAAGAGGAAGCCAAAGAGAGGAGGAUGCCACAACGCACAUUUACCAGCAACAGCAGGGACAUUCUUGAGAAGCAGAUGCUCGAGAUGAUAGCCAGAGAGGCCAGAGAGAACGGAUCGGACACGCAAUCGGUCGAUGCUGCCAUUGCCGCGCUGCUGACGCCCGAACGCGGCCCUCCCUCCUCAUCACAGCCUGGCACUCGCGAGCAGAGCCGGAAGCAGUCUCUUGCUGAAGCAAGCGAGUCUGACGACACGCCUUGCAAGACGCAGGCGCAAGCUGCCACCCUUCGUCAGCGAGUUGGGAGGUCUAGCUUGGAGAUCCCAAUGCCUGCGCGCAGGACGUCUUUUGACCUGGACGCCUCGCUACCCAACUCGCCCGACAACCACCCUCAUGGCUACAGUCCAUUUAUCCCGACAAUUGGGUCCGACCUCUCAGCGCUGCCUAGUCGUGCUGGAUCUCCCACGCGCAACCCUUUCCACAAGGUGAAGAGUAUCUUCCGCGAGAGGAGCAAGGAACGUGGAAGCGAUCCUUCCGAGACGCGAGAUGGCGACCUCGGCCCUCCGAUUGACCUCAAGGGCAUUAUGACCGAGUCUCCUCAACCGAUGUCGGAAACUCCCGAGAGGCGAGGAUCGAGAAGUCCUCCGAGAAACCUAUUGCCACGACAGCCGACCGAUACGUACAGGGCAGGCCCCAAGCGUAGAAGCGACGAGUCUGGCGCCAAGGGACUGUUCAAGGGGGCGCGCCUGGAUACGUUGAUCCGCGAAGGCGCAUCCAAAUUAGGUGACUUUAUCUGGCGGAAGGAUUCUGAGCAGGAUGAUGGCAACCAGUCUGACGGCGAGGCCACGGCGACUGACGAGUCGGAUGCUGAGCCGGCUAGGGGCAGGCGCAGGGCGAAUCUGUCUCUAUCGCGGACAACAUCGUUAUCCAUGCGAGACCGUCGAGAAGCGCAGCUCCAGAAAGGCAAGAACUAUUUGGACGUAAUGCCUACAUUCCAGCAUGCUUCACACGAUAGGUUGGCCCCUAGCCAGUUGGAGCCCCCCAACCUUCAGUCAUCCAGGCCUCCUAGUCGGUCGUCCCGGUUUGACUUGCUGAAACCGCCUCGCAUCGACGUUCACCAUGCAUCACCGUCAACAUCACCGCCAGCGACAGGGCAGCGUGGCGAGUUGGAAGACUCCGAAUCUCAAACACAGCGAGGAAAUACGUCCCACGAGGAUGUACAUAAAGCAGGCCGCCGUCUCAGCUCCGUGAUCUCGAUGCCGCACUCCUUCAACAGGGACCGCCUUGGCUCACUGGCUACUACUUUUGACGGUCGCCAUUGGUCGAUCUCCGACCGCAGCCCCUCCCCGCAGCGCGCCCCUCUGAGCCGUCACGAGGUAGCCCGUCUGCGCGCCCUAGUGCUAAGCUCUGGUAUCAAAGCCAUGGAGAUCUCUCGCCGCGCCUACGAGCCCCGGCCCGCCUUCGCUGCUCCCCCGGCCGCUCACUCGGAGGACGUCGACCCGAAGCAGAAGUCCCCCUUCUGGCCCGCCAUCGCCCAGUUCAGCCCGAACCCUGCGCAGCUCCGCGCCCGCUCCGUCGCUCAGGUCGAGCUCUAUCAGCUCGCCGCCCGCACCCUCAGCAGCUCGAUGCAGUGCGCCGGCCUCGAAUGGCAGCACGCUGCCGACGCCUUCACAAGCGAGACGACGCCAACGCUGCAAGCGAACAUUGAGGACAUUCGCAGACACAUUGCCGUCGACCUAUCGGCUAUGACGCGUGCCGCGGCGGACGAGGCGGACGAGACAAGCCGCGACCUUGCCUUUGGUCAGCGGCUCAAGAUCAAGGCCGUCGUCGACGUCAUCGACAAGAUGCUGCGCCGGCGCCGUCGGCGUUUCCGCUGGGUGAGACGGGCGCUGUGGCUUGGUGUCGAGUGGGGUCUCGUGGGUAUCAUGUGGUACGUCUGGUUCGUCGUCAUGAUCCUCCGCGUCUUUGUCGGGUUCGGCAAGGGCGUCGUCGGCGGCGUGAGGUGGCUGCUGUGGCUGUAA
Molecule: messenger RNA, 3762 nt
Organism: Verticillium nonalfalfae
Lineage: Eukaryota; Fungi; Ascomycota; Sordariomycetes; Glomerellales; Plectosphaerellaceae
Exons: 1
Coding region: 1-3762 (1253 amino acids)
Source: RefSeq, a predicted model, not a curated record